CUUCUCCUCGGAGCUGCAGCAGCCCCACGGAUGUGCUGACGUGUCGGCUUGUGUGUCAGGCACAGCGUGUGCGUUAACCUGACAGAAUGACUGGAAUCAAUUCACCUUUUAAUCUUUUUAUUCUAUUUAUCUGCAUAUGUUUGUCAAAAACGUCGCCAGACCGGCGGUUCUCUGAGUUUAAAAGAUGCGCAGAUGACGAAUGUAGCAUGCUGCUUUGUCGGGGGAAAGCCUCACAGGACUUCGCUGGUCCAGACUGCCGUUUUCUGUCCUUUAAAAAGGGAGAGACUAUAUAUGUGUACUAUAAACUCUCGGGACAGAGGUCAGAUGUUUGGGCUGGAAGUGUUGGUAACAGCUUUGGCUAUUUCCCAAAGGAUUUUCUGAACAUUAAUCACGUAUAUACAGAAAAAGAAAUAGAAGUACGUGCUGAGGAAACGGACUUUGUCUGCUUUGACACUGGACUAGAUAAAUUUAAAAGCUAUGAUAUUGAUGUCCUGUUAAGAAACUCGUUCUUAAAUGAGGUUGAUGAACCGAGCGACCAAACGGAAAACGUUCUGGACACCCUCAGUGAGGAUGCCGAUAAAGGCGGAGAGACGGAAAACGCUAGCGGGGACGUUGUAAAUUCGGAUUCGUUGCAUACAGAAAGUGAAGCUGAACACAGAGUUGACACAGAAGAUGAUGGGGAAUUGCCUGCUUCUGAAGCUGCUCAACUGCGAUUGGAAACAGCAGCUUCAUAUGAAAGGGAUAAAGACAGUUAUGUUUUCAGUGACACUGGUGAAGAUGUUAAAAAGAGUGUUGUGGAUGAUUCUGAUCCAGAGCAAGCAAUAGACAAAGACAUGCCAGAUGAGCCUUCACCUAAGGAUGUUGGCGUUUUACAGGAAAGUGACCAUACAACACGAGUAGAAGCCUUUUCCAAGUUAGAAACUACUUUAGGCAGAACUUUUGACGCUGUUACCUCAGAUGAUGAAAACACACAGAAGGUAACCCCCUAUGAUGAUGAAGAUCAGAGCAAUGACUUGGUCGAGCAACCAGGUGAAAUAGAAGAGGAAAGUGUGAAAGAGCCUUCACUGAUAUCUUUUGACGAGAAGCCCCAAUAUAUUGAGGACAAUGUUCCUGAUGCAGCUGAGUCAGAAGAUGAACACGCUCCAUUUCAGAAAGAAGAAAUAUCUCUCAGUGAGGAUGCUGCUAAGGAUGGAGAGACGGAAGAAACUAUCAGGGACGUUGUAAAUGCAGACUCGUUUCCUACAGGAAGUGAAGCUGAACACAGAGUUGACACAGAAGAUGAUGGUGAUUUGCGAGAUUCUGAAACUGCCCAACUGCCAUUGGAAACAACGACUUCAUAUGAAAAGGAUAAAUACAGUUAUGACGUUAAAAAGAUUGCUGAUGGUGAUUCUGAUCCAGAGCAAGCAAUAGACAAAGACAUGCCAGAUGAGCCUUCACUUAAGGAUGUUGGCGUUUUACAGGAAAGUGACCAUACAACACGAGUAGAAGCCUUUUCCAAGUUAAAAACUACUUUAGGCACAACUUUUGACGCUGUUACCUCAGAUGAUGAAAACACACAGAAGGUAACCCCCUAUGAUGAUGAAGAUCAGAGCAAUGACUUGGUCAAGCAACCAGGUGAAGUAGAAGAGGAAAGUGUGAAAGAGCCUUCUCUGAUAUCUUUUGACGAGAAGCCCCGAUAUUUUGAGGACAACAUUCCUGAUGCAACCGAGUCAGAAGAUGAACACGCUCCAUUUCAGCCUUCGGCCUCAGUUGAGGCAACAACGGAUGACAACAUGUGGUCUACUUUAGGGGACAAGGUUUUUAAAAUUGUAAGUGGAGGUGAGAGGACGGGUGUAUCUGAUGGCGGCGAUGACGACGAUGACGACGAUGAUGAUGAUGAUGAUGAUGACGACGACGAUGAUGAUGAGGAGGAGGAGGAUGAAACUCACUCUAAAACAACUGAAAAAGGUUCAGAUGAGCUUCAGUCCAGUUUGGUUCCUGACUCAGAUACAAGUGAAGUAGCAGAUGAAAUGAAACCCUCCAUUAACGACUCUGUAAUGAAUUCAUUAAGUGACAACAAAUAUGCUGAAGUACAGGAACAAAAUGAGGAUAAAGAAUUAGAAGAGAUUAAGGACAAGUUUUUAGAUCCGGAUGAGACCUUUAUUGAUGCUGUUGAAUCUGAAUAUGAUCCUCCAGCAUCACCGUUAGAAGAUGUAAAGCCAGUGUUCGACAAACCCAUCGAAAAAAAUAUUUUGAAGCCAAUCCCCAGUGAAAUAGAGCCAGACAAAUCUGAGGUUCUCUUCAAGGAAGGUGCUCAGAGUGUACCUGAGCUUGAUAAACAGACAGAUGAACAAAUAGACACAGUUAAAAAAGAGAUUAUCAAUUUAUUUAAAGAGACACUGAGAACAGAAACAAGUCAACCUGACAUUGAUGAGGAGGUAGAGGAAGAGGAAGUUGAGCAGCUGCUAGAGGAUGAAAAUGCUAUAUUGUCCACUAAAACAGAGUUCACUGAUAAAGCUGAGGAGCUAGAAGAAUCCAUUCAAAACACCAACCUUGAAACACAGUUAGAAAAAAAUGAAUUAACCACGCCUAAACAGCCACAUGACAACAACACACUCGAACAAACAAAUGAGAACACAUCAGAACAGAUAAACCAUGAUGAGAAAACUGGCAUGGAGACAUUGUUGGACAUCUCAGUCUCCUCACCUGAUAAUGAAAUCGACAGUAAUGGUGCAGAUAAACUUCGGAAGGAUUCUGCCCUCAGUGACGAGCUGGAGUACAGUGACAGUGUGCGGAGACUCACGCUUUUAAGAGAGCACUUUAAGGACAAAGAGAUCAAGCGCAUUUUGCGGCACCUUAGCAUUAAAGACCUUUACAAGGUUGAAGCGAUGUUCACUCAUUUGGAUGAUCAACUGAAGUCUGCCAGGCAGUCUUACUCAGAGAAUACUGAGGGCCUGGAGCAUGCACUGGAGAGUAUCGUAGAGGUUACAGAAAAUGCCAUACUUGAUGAGGUUGACAAAAUGCUGGAUGCUCGGGAGCAGAGGGCACAGGUCCUUGGACACAAGAUUGACCAAGUCAUGAUUGACGAGGAAGCUGCUGUUUUGGAUGACUUUCAGGAGUUUGCUUUUUAUCUGCAUCAGAAAUACAGUACCAGCAUCAUGUUAGAGAAGGAGAGCCAGUCACACUUUGAAAUGGCAGAGAACGUGUCCGAAGAGGUGGAAAAUCCAGUGGAAACCAUCCCAUUGACCGAGGUAACUGAAACUCCAGAGGUUCAUCAAGAAGCCAGUGAAUUGUUCAAUGCGAACAGUCAGGAAGACGAAUCCCGUAGCAAGGACGUGGGGCCUGGUGAAGAUGGUGGGCAUUUCAAUAAAAAUGAAGACAUUCAAGCAGCCUUUCAAGACACAUCAGAGAUUCAGAGAGGACCACAAGCUAUUCUGGAGAAUCCUUCAGAUAUAUUAGGAUUUGAAAUUGAUCCAUCUUCAGAUUCUUUGGACUCUUCACGGGCUUCUGAUUUUACUGACAAUAACGCAAACUAUGACCAAGCGAGCACAUCGACCUCGGAUCAUGCUAGGGACUUCUUUCUUCUUGCAUCUGAAUUUCUUGGCGUGUAUGCAGAAAUACUGUUGGCUGCUUUGCCUGAGGAAUGGCAGCCGGGUCCUACGUUCCAUGGGCUGCCCUGGAAGCCUGUGGUGGUUACAGCUGUGGUGGGAGUUCUCACUGUGCUCGUGUUCAUGUGGAGGACCGUUCUCGCUGUCAAAAACAGGAUGUAUCUCUUAACUGAAAAGCAACUUGCAGAGAGGAUUCAGCAGCUUAUCAGUGAGAAAUCGGAUGUCCUCAACAAAGUAACUGAACUGAACAAUGCGAUCAAGCAAUAUGAGGAAAAGCUGAAUAAUUCAGAAGAGUCACGAUGUUCACUACAGAAGGAGUUUAGUGAACUCAAGACACAUUACCAACAUCUCAACAACCAGAAGGAGAAACUGAGCGUUAAUUUUGCUAAUAUCUGUGAAAAAAUUGCAAAUACACAGGAACAGAACAAAUCCCUGAAUGAGAAGAUAUCCACAAUGCAUGAGGGAAUUAAGAAGUAUCAGAAAACCCUGAAAGUAUAUGACGAGGAGCGCUCAAAGGUUCAUGUCCUCAUGGAUGAAGCUAAACUCAGAGAAGAUGCCUUGAAAGCUCAGGUGCUGUCAUUUGAAAAGGACAAUUGUGCCUUGAAAGAGCAGAAGAAAUCUCUGUUGCAAGAUGCCAAAGACUGGCAGGAGAAGCAUGAAAAAUUGAGUGAGGAAAUCAAAGUUUACCAUAAAACACAAACGGAGCUGGAGAAUGCCCUCGUGCACAAAGAAAACGAAAUCGAUGUUCUCUCUGGAUGCAUUGCUGAAUUGAAGAGCCUUGAGUCAUUUAAUGAUACAGAGCUGGAGAAUGACAAGAAUGGUGAUCCACUGAAGUCGCACCUCAAACAGAUGAUGGAUGUCUCAAGGAUCAAGGCUACGCUUUCAGUCAUCGAGGAUGAGCGAAAUCGCUGGUUUGAAAACUUCAUGGGUGAACAGAAAGCAAGACAAGAACUUGAAGAGAAAUUUCAGAAGGUUGUUCAUGACCAAACGAAUCUGAAAAGUGAGAAAACCCAUCUGGAAAACCAGUACAAGAACCUCCAACAGAGACUAGAAAUUACAACUGAAUUGUACCACCAGAAAGAAAAUAUCUUACACCAGAAGUUGACUCAGGAAGAGCUGGAGCGCCACGAAAAGGAAACCAAGCUGUCUGAGGUGGAUGGCCGAGCCUUGCAAGCUGAAGAGGAACUGAACCGCCUCAGGCAGAAAGUGAAGGACAUGCAGGAAGAAUUGCAGCAAAAUGAGAGAUCUCUUAAGGCUGAGAUUGCUGUUCAGGAAAAGAAAGCCCAUGAGAACUGGUUAAAGGCCCGUGCUUCUGAACGAGCCUUGAUAGAAGAGAAGAGAGAGUGUGCUAAUCUGCGUCAGAAGAUUGUGGAAUGUAGUGACAAAAUGUCCGAUUUAGAGCACGCACUGUACAAGUCUGGUCCUCUAGACCGUCACAUGCCUCCUCUACAGAGAGGGGAUUCAUACGGGCCUUCUCCUGUGAGUGGUGGUGCUCCUUCCCCUCCUUUAAUGAUAGAAGAUCCUUCACGUCCUCCGUCUGGUCCUGUGGGACGAAGGGGUGAGCCUUUUGGGCCGAGACUGCUCAUGGAUGGCCAUAGCCGUUCGGCUGACCUCGGACAUCCGCUGCCGUUUCGACCAGAACUGUCUGUCCCCCGUACCUCAUCUCCUUGCACACAGGAUGGAUCUCAAAUAGCUCCAAUAGAUGCAAAGGCUGAGGUCACAAUGCAGGCCUCCACUGAUCCUACAGAGGCAAUCUCCAAGUCCCAGAGACAGGGAUCAUUUCUCCCAUCUCCUAUCAGGGAAUCUCCUGUCACAGCUUCAAAUCCUCUUCCAAAGGCUUAUGCUCCCCAACCAAUGGGUGGACCAUUUCCUCCACUGAAUGGACCACUUCCUCCAAUGAUGCGACCGCCCAAUGGCCAUUCACCCAUGAUUCCUCCUGGGCCUCCAUUUGGACCCGACACCUGUUUCAGGCCACCCCACAUGGACUCCUACAGACCCCCUCUUCCUUUGCGCCCAUAUGGACCCAUCCCUCCACCCUUUGUUCAUGGUCCACCUCUGAGGGACUUCCCUUCCAUGGGUCCACGUCCAACACCGCACGGCAUGCAUGACUUCCCGCCUAAUUUUGCCGGACCUCAAGACUUGCCUUUCCCACCCCGGCUCUUCCCUUCUGGGCCUUUGCCACCCCCUGGCGCCAUGGUUCCACCCACAGCUGGUGCCCAUGGACCAGCUCCACCUACACCUCUGCAGAAUAGGGAUGGCCAAGAGAUGCCACAUGCCACAGAUGUACCACCCGAGCAGAGGGUUGCACAGGAUGCUCCAACACCUGCAGUAACACAAUGUUGAACCAAUAAAUAAGCCCACCGUGCUCAGUGCUGAACUUGAUGACGUUCUGUUAUUUUCCUAUGCUUCACAUUUCAAAAUGCAUAAAUAAUUAUCAUUUACACAUUUUUUUUAAUCAUCAAGAAAGAAAAGGUUCACUUGUGCCAGUGUUUUCUGUAGGUCUGUAUAAAGAAACACCUUUCCUGUGGAAAUUUUCAAAACUUUGGAGGGUAUAAAAACAAAUUCGGCUGUGUUGUUGAAUUAAUGACCACUACUUAACCCAAACAGAUGUUUCUUAGUGAACUGUGAGAUUUUAGAGACUGAACUAUUGUGCUUUUUAACUUGAAAUUAAGAGAGAGUAGAGUAUUGUGUUUGUUUAGCCAAAGGAUUAAAAUCUCAGGCGGUUUUACCCCAUUAACGAACAAAUGCUUCGCUGAUAUGUUGCUUUUGUUGCUAAGAAAUGCAUGAAAUUUAAAUCAAAAUGCCUUGAAUUGUUAACUCAGCACAUUAUGCUCAUCAAAAGUCCUUUAUUUAGUGUGUUUUUAUGAUUUCUUUUCCUAGUGAAAAGACUCGCUUGCUGUCAUAUUGACAAACUAUUUGUGCAUUUCCCUUCAUAUGUGUUCAAUAAAACUGCCAUGAAUCAAAUGAA
Ictalurus punctatus (channel catfish) is the source of this 6555-nucleotide messenger RNA. RefSeq names its product MIA SH3 domain ER export factor 3 (gene mia3). Lineage: Eukaryota; Metazoa; Chordata; Actinopteri; Siluriformes; Ictaluridae. Gene Ontology annotation, cellular component: endoplasmic reticulum membrane; endoplasmic reticulum exit site. The record is from RefSeq and is a predicted model, not a curated record. Gene Ontology annotation, biological process: protein secretion; vesicle cargo loading; endoplasmic reticulum to Golgi vesicle-mediated transport. The transcript is spliced from 28 exons. The coding region runs from base 87 to 5930 and encodes 1947 amino acids. Gene Ontology annotation, molecular function: protein binding.